Triticum aestivum (bread wheat) is the source of this 2257-nucleotide messenger RNA. RefSeq names its product translation initiation factor IF-2. The transcript is spliced from 2 exons. The record is from RefSeq and is a predicted model, not a curated record. Bases 1413 to 2105 code for a protein of 230 amino acids. Lineage: Eukaryota; Viridiplantae; Streptophyta; Magnoliopsida; Poales; Poaceae.
ACCAUACGACUUUGUCAUGCACGACCCAUAUCACAUAUAUACUAAAAAUAUUGAACAAUGUAUUAAUAUCUCAUGAGCACAGAAGAUCAAGGAUUGGAUUGAACAAUUUUUACAAUAAUUUUUAUGAUGUUCCCUAGAAUAGGCAUCAGCUAAGUAGACGAUUUUGUCUCUUUGUAUACUUUUGUACAUAAUUUUGAUUAAUGAAGGUUUUAUCGAAAAAGGCUUUCUCCCCACUUUAUAUAUAAAGCAACGAUCAAUAGCACCCGGUAUAAACGCACACCCUCACAACACACACACACACCCAAGGCAGGAUACAUAGGCGCUGAGCGCAGCAAUACCAACCCAAGCACUCCACGAAGAGGUGAAGCCGCAUAUGACGAACCGUGGGCUCCAAGGCGGCGCCUUCAGGAAAGGAACGACACCGGAGCGCCGCCACCGCCCGAUCCGAGGAUUAGAGUUUCCCCUGGAGCAACACGACGGGCAAUUAGAGCCGCGACGACGCCUUCAAGAAGGGAACGAGUUCCGUUGGCGCCGGUCCGUCCGAAGAUAGAGCAGGUUUUCACCCCGGCCACAACUCACCGCCACCGAACGCCACACCCCGGCUACCACGCCGCCCACACGGUCGUGGCAACCGGGCAGCACCAAGCCACUGGCUCUGCCCAUGAGCACCGCGGAACCAUCACCAGGGCCGCCACCCUGGCAUCCAAGACCUUGACACCACCACACCCGAGAUCCACGGAACCAUCAAUUAGAGCCGCGACGACGCCUUCAAGAAGGGAACGAGUUUCGCUGGCGCCGGUCCGUCCGAAGAUAGAGCAGGUUUUCACCCCGGCCACAACUCACCGCCACCGAACGCCACACCCCGGCUACCACGCCGCCCACACGGUCGUGGCAACCGGGCAGCACCAAGCCACUGGCUCUGCCCAUGAGCACCGCGGAACCAUCACCAGGGCCGCCACCCUGGCAUCCAAGACCUUGACACCACCACACCCGAGAUCCGCCGCUACCCCAACCAAAGAACCAUGGGCGGCCCCCAGUGCAGAGACCCAAUAACCGGCCAAAACUGGCCUCCAUCGACCCGUUCUGUGGCAUUGGGCGCGAGAUGAGCUCGGUCCUACCACCCGGCGCGAGACGAGCAUGGUCCUGCUGCCAGGCGCGAGACGAGCACGGUCCUGCUACCGGGGGCGAGAGAAGGUCAGUCCUGCUGCCGGGCGCGAGAUGAACUCAGUCCUGCUGCCGGGUGCGAGACGAGUGAUGGACCGCAGCUGGGGGAGGGCCAGCCCUUCAACGAAGAUAGCGGCCGAACGCCGCAAAGAUGGCUCGAAGGUCGAACCAGGCCGCCUACAAACGAUCCGACGCUAGAAAUCCAGCCGCAGCCGACCCGCCAAACCGCCGUGGUGCCGGCGUGACGAAUGGAAGCCUCCACUCCCAGAGGACUGAGCCGCCUCGCCGCCGCCGCCCACCGCUGGAGCCGCAGCCAGGCCGAGCCAGUGGCCCAACCCGCGUCGCCCAUCAGAAAACGCCAGAUUCGGCCGGCACGCACCGCCACCACCGCCACCAAGCCGUUGUUGCGCCGAUCCCCUUGCUGUCAGCAGCCGCCACCCGACGCCCACGGCCGUCGGGCCGCGCCGCCCGCAGCCCUCACCGCAGGAGCCCCAACGCGCCAGAUCCGCCGCCACGUCUGGGCCCCGCGCGAUCCACCAACGGCCGCGCCGUCAGCCACGCGACCACCACCCAGCGCCGCCAGCGCGCCAGGCGACGUCGCGCCGCAGCGCCCGGCGCCCACGCCGCGCCCCAGCCGGAGAGAAGGGCCCGCGCCGCUCCUCUGCGCGCGGGGGAGCCAGAAGGCCUGGCCGCCGCCGGACCGGGCGAGCUUUGCCCGGCUAGGCCCUCUGGCGGCGACAGGAGAGGAGGAGGGAGGAGGGGGACUCAGGGGCGGCCGCACCGGAAGUCCUCCCCGCCGCCGCGCGGGGGCGGCGCGGGAGGGAGAGGGUAGGUCAAGGGAGAGGGUCUGUAUCGUUGGAAGAAGGUUAUUCAUGUUUGUACACGAUGGCUCCGUACUUGGUCUAUCCUGCAGAAGCCGGAAGACAGGGACAUUUUUAUGAUGGCGUCUACACGGCUGGAGCGUACGGCCAGGGAGGUUUUCUACCCCCAUGGAUGGCGGUGUGAUUUACGGAUAGGAUCUACCGCUCCUUAGGCUGGACACGAUUUAUUGCUUGGCAUUGUAUCAAAUUAUUUUAUUUUUAGGGUGAUCUGG